AUGGAUUUGAAGUCCCCUCAUGUUCGUACUGAUCCAGUUCCUGUUAACAAGUCAAGGCUUGGAAGGCAUUCUAAUAUGCUAGCAUAUUCCCAGCAAGAUUCACCACACUCUCAUGGGAAGUACUCAAGAAGCAAUUCAAAGAAAAGUAUAGGGAGUCUUGAUGACGUCAGGUCCAAUGGUUGGUUGGAUGCUAUGAAGGCUUCUUCCCCUCCAAGGAAGAAGCUUCUUAAAGGUUUGAGCGCUCAGGUUGCUUCAAUUGAUUAUGACUUUGAAGACUAUUUUUCGUGGAUGCUUGAAUAUCCUUCGGCACUAGACUCUUUUGAAAAAAUCAUUGACCUUGCAAAGGAUAAGAAGAUUGCCAUGUUUCUAGAUUAUGAUGGCACUCUUUCGCCAAUAGUAGAUGAUCCAGAUCGUGCCUUUAUGUCCGAAUCUAUGCGUACAACUGUGAGAAGUGUGGCUAAGUAUUUCCCCACAGCAAUCAUUUCUGGAAGAAGUCGUGACAAGGUUUUCGAUUUAGUUAACCUAACGGAACUCUACUACGCUGGUAGUCAUGGAAUGGACAUUAUUGGCCCUGUUAGUGAUACUUUGUCUAAAAUUCACCCAAAUUGUGUCAAGUCUUCUGACCAACAGGGAAAGGAGAUAACUCUCUUUCAACCUGCAAGAGAAUUCCUACCUAUGAUUGAUGAGGUUUUUAGAACCCUCGUCGAGAUUACUAAAGAUAUAGAAGGAGCAAAAGUUGAAAAUCACAAGUUUUGUGUUUCUGUACAUUACCGUAAUGUAGAAGAAAGUAAUUGGACAACGAUUGGACAACUUGUCCAUGACAUCUUGAAAAACUAUCCUCGUUUACGUUCAACUCAUGGACGGAAGGUUUUAGAAAUCCGUCCUGUGAUUGACUGGAAUAAAGGAAAAGCUGUUGAAUUUUUAAUUGAAUCUCUAGGGUUAACUGAUAGGAAUGAUGUGUUUCCCAUCUACAUUGGAGAUGAUAAAACUGAUGAAGAUGCAUUCAAGGUGCUGCGGGAAAGCAAUCAAGGUUGUGGGAUUUUGGUUUCGUCAGUUAGGAAAGAAAGCAGUGCAAUUUACUCUCUCCGAGACCCCAACGAGGUCAUGAAAUUUCUCCAACUCUUGGUGAAUUGGAAGAGGCAUCAAGAAAGGAAGCAUGGGAAGAAGUAA
Molecule: messenger RNA, 1170 nt
Organism: Abrus precatorius (Indian licorice)
Lineage: Eukaryota; Viridiplantae; Streptophyta; Magnoliopsida; Fabales; Fabaceae
Product: probable trehalose-phosphate phosphatase F
Exons: 11
Coding region: 1-1170 (389 amino acids)
Biological process (GO): trehalose biosynthetic process
Molecular function (GO): trehalose-phosphatase activity
Source: RefSeq, a predicted model, not a curated record